AUGGCAGCUGUAGAAACAAUCCCGAGCCUUGACAGUCCUGUUAAGAAGGCCCCUGACAGUCCUGUUAAGAAGACCCCUGACAGUCCUGUUAAGAAGGCCCCUGACCCUGUUAAGAAGACCCCUGACAGUCCUGUUAAGAAGACCCCUGACAGUCCUGUUAAGAAGACCCCUGACAGUCCUGUUAAGAAGGCCCCUGACAGUCCUGUUAAGAAGGCCCCUGACAGUCCUGUUAAGAAGGCCCCUGACAGUCCUGUUAAGAAGACCCCUGACAGUCCUGUUAAGAAGGCCCCUGACAGUCCUGUUAAGAAGACCUUGACAGUCCUGUUAAGAAGGGCCCCUGACAGUCCUGUUAAGAAGGCCUUGACAGUCCUGUUAAGAAGGCCUUGA
Procambarus clarkii (red swamp crayfish) is the source of this 387-nucleotide messenger RNA. RefSeq lists its product as uncharacterized. The record is from RefSeq and is a predicted model, not a curated record. Lineage: Eukaryota; Metazoa; Arthropoda; Malacostraca; Decapoda; Cambaridae.